Molecule: messenger RNA, 3106 nt
Organism: Equus quagga
Lineage: Eukaryota; Metazoa; Chordata; Mammalia; Perissodactyla; Equidae
Gene: PLPPR4
Product: phospholipid phosphatase related 4
Exons: 7
Coding region: 43-2334 (763 amino acids)
Biological process (GO): axonogenesis; phospholipid metabolic process; signal transduction
Molecular function (GO): phosphatidate phosphatase activity
Source: RefSeq, a predicted model, not a curated record
UGGGUUGCUGCAAAGCGGGGCGGGGAGAGGCGGGGGCGCUGCAUGCAGCGCGCUGGCUCCAGCGGCGCCCGCGGGGAAUGUGACAUCAGCGGCGCCGGGCGCUUGCGGCUGCAGGAGGCAGCUCGCCUCGGCUGCGCUGUGCACACCUCGCCCGGGGGAGGACGCAGACCCGGGCAGGCGGCCGGGAUGUCGGCGAAGGAGAGGCCAAAGGGCAAAGUGAUCAAGGACAGCGUCACCCUCCUGCCCUGCUUUUAUUUCGUCGAGUUGCCUAUAUUGGCCUCAUCGGUGGUUAGCCUGUACUUCCUGGAACUCACAGAUGUCUUCAAACCUGUGCACUCUGGAUUUAGCUGCUAUGACCGGAGUCUUAGCAUGCCGUACAUUGAACCCACCCAGGAGGCAAUUCCUUUCCUCAUGUUGCUUAGUUUGGCUUUUGCUGGACCUGCAAUUACGAUUAUGGUAGGAGAAGGAAUUCUCUACUGUUGUCUGUCCAAAAGAAGAAAUGGGGUUGGACUGGAGCCCAACAUUAAUGCUGGAGGCUGCAACUUCAAUUCUUUCCUUAGAAGAGCCGUCAGAUUUGUUGGUGUUCAUGUGUUUGGACUCUGCUCUACAGCUCUCAUCACAGAUAUCAUACAGCUGUCCACAGGAUAUCAGGCACCAUACUUUCUGACUGUCUGCAAGCCAAACUACACCUCUCUGAAUGUGUCUUGCAAAGAAAAUUCCUACAUUGUAGAAGAUAUUUGCUCAGGAUCUGACCUUACAGUUAUCAACAGUGGCAGAAAGUCAUUCCCUUCUCAACAUGCGACCCUCGCCGCCUUUGCAGCUGUGUACGUUUCGAUGUACUUCAAUUCCACAUUAACGGAUUCCUCUAAGCUUCUGAAACCUCUCUUGGUCUUCACAUUUAUCAUCUGUGGAAUCAUCUGUGGACUAACACGUAUAACUCAGUAUAAGAACCACCCAGUUGAUGUCUAUUGUGGCUUUUUAAUAGGAGGAGGAAUUGCUUUGUACUUGGGGUUGUAUGCUGUGGGGAAUUUUCUGCCUAGUGAUGAGAGUAUGUUUCAGCACAGAGAAGCCCUCAGGUCUCUGACAGACCUCAAUCAAGACCCCAGCCGAGUUUUAUCUGCUAAAAAUGGUAGCAGCAGUGAUGGAAUUGCUCACACAGAAGGCAUCCUCAACCGAAACCACAGAGAUGCUAGCUCACUGACAAACCUCAAAAGGGCAAAUGCUGAUGUAGAAAUUAUCACUCCACGGAGCCCCAUGGGGAAGGAGAACAUGGUUACCUUCAGUAAUACCCUGCCUAGAGCCAACACCCCUUCUGUAGAAGACCCUGUCAGAAGAAACGCCACCAUUCAUGCCUCUAUGGAUUCUGCUAGAUCGAAGCAGCUCCUCACUCAGUGGAAGAAUAAGAAUGAAAGUCGGAAGUUGUCCCUGCAAGUUAUAGAGACUGAGCCUGGACAGUCACCACCCAGAUCCAUAGAAAUGAGGUCAAGCUCAGAGCCGUCAAGGGUGGGGGUGAAUGGAGACCACCAUGGUCCUGGCAAUCAGUACCUCAAGAUCCAGCCUGGCACUGUCCCCGGGUGUAAUAACAGCAUGCCUGGGGGCCCAAGAGUGUCCAUUCAGUCCCGCCCUGGGUCCUCACAGUUAGUGCAUAUCCCUGAGGAGACCCAAGAAAACAUGAGCACCUCCCCCAAAAGCAGUUCUGCUCGGGCCAAGUGGUUGAAAGCUGCGGAGAAGACCGUGGCCUGUAAUAGAAGCAACAGCCAGCCCCGAAUCAUGCAAGUAAUAGCCAUGUCCAAGCAGCAGGGCGUCCUCCAAAGCAGCCCCAAGAACACCGAAGGCAGCACGGUCUCCUGCACUGGCUCCAUCCGCUACAAAACCUUGACAGACCACGAACCCAGUGGAAUCGUGAGGGUUGAGGCUCACCCGGAGAACAACAGACCCAUCAUACAGAUCCCGUCCACCGAAGGCGAAGGGAGUGGCUCCUGGAAAUGGAAAGCCCCUGAAAAGGGCAGCCUUCGCCAAACUUACGAGCUCAAUGAUCUCAACAGGGACUCAGAAAGCUGUGAGUCCCUGAAAGACAGUUUUGGUUCUGGAGAUCGCAAGAGGAGCAACAUCGAUAACAAUGAGCAUCACCACCACGGAAUCACCACCAUCCGCGUCACCCCAGUAGAAGGCAGUGAAAUUGGUUCAGAGACGCUGUCCGUUUCUUCUUCUCGCGAUUCCACCCUAAGGAGAAAGGGCAACAUCAUCUUAAUCCCUGAAAGAAGCAACAGCCCGGAAAACACUAGAAAUAUCUUCUACAAAGGAACCUCCCCGACACGGGCUUACAAGGAUUGAGUGAUGGCGGUUCAAUCAUUUGGGUGACCCCCAAAGACCACAUGCUGAUUCCACCUGUGCUCCGUUCCAGCAGAUUGGGAAGUCUUCUCAUCAAACUAAAUUAUCCACCAUCAGCCCGGAACUCAAUGACUCUUGAGAACUACUACACUCAAGCUUGUAGAUUUCACAUCAAGGGGAGGGAAAAGCACAACGCAAGAACCUAACUCAUGUGAUAAUGUGAAGACUCUUAAGACCUAUCUUCAAACUCAAAAGGUUUGCAGAGGGCAGUAUCAAAAGAAAGUGGUUUCCUUCAAUGUAUACUAUUUUACUUCCUGAAUGUGCCAACUUUAGGGAUUUUUCUUUAUAAUAGCUGUGGGAAUCCAGAACACACGUUUUCCCUACAGCAGAGGCCAUGCAGUAUUAUAUAUUCAUUUUGCAGAAUCUGCACCUAAAGCUCAAUACGGGUGGUGCUGAUUAUUAUAGUAUAUAUACCGUGUAAACUCUCAAAUUCUAUUUAGCUGUGAAAUAGUGGUGUGCAAUUCCUUGUCAAAGAAAUGCUACUGUAUUAAGAAGAUGCUGGCUGCUUUGUGUUAGAGUAGGACACCCCGCAGCUCCUCUGUAGUGGCUCUGUCACAGUCAAAAAAUGAAAAGGUUUUGUGCAUUUCUUAAAAAUUAUGCUUUCUUCAAGAACAAAAAGUGUGUAGGAGAAUUUUCAGUGCAAGAAAACAACUAGUAUUUUUCCGAAGUUUUUUUGCUGCUUACUUUUUAUUUAAGUAUAGAUCCUGCUAAUGAA